AUGGACUCCCUGAAAACCUUUAACUUGGAGAAUAUACAACACAACGUUCGUCGUAACCUCACUCAAGUCGAUCCAAGGCUUCCCAAGGAGAUAAGGAAUAUUCAAUUACUUUUGGCAGAAGAAAAAAAUGUUUUGGCAAGUAUGCAAAACUUUUCCGAGGAGAAAAGGGAAGCAAGCAAGCUUCUUCGUAUUUGGGGUAAGGAAAACGGUGACGAUUUUGAGGAUAUUACCGAUAAGUUGGCCGAUUUAUUGUCAAAAGUUUCUGACAUCGAGCAGGUUAUGACAGAAAAAUAUGGCCACUAUCGGAAUCUUCUCAAGGAAAUUCGCACGGCCGAAGAAGCACUAAUUCCUUCGAGAGAACGCAAACGAAAAAUACAUGAAGAAAUACAAAGAAUUCAGAAAUCCCACCCCAAAUCUCCACGAAUUCCGGAACUUGAAGCCGAUCUCGCGCACGUGAAUAAAGAAUCUGCAUCGAGUGAGGCGGAAGCUGGAAAUACUAUCCGAAAAAAAUUAAAGGAAGCUCUGAAAUUAUAUCUCGAAUCCUUGUUCGAGAAUUCAGAAAAGAUUGCAAUAAUUUCAGGUUUCGGAUGGGACAUUGUUGAUCAGAUUGAUGACACACCCUACAAGCUUAAUUCCGAUAGGCCAGAAUACGAGGGAAAAGAAACUACAUAUCAAAUAAUUAAAGAAUGUCAGGUUGCUUUGCUCCGCUGGCAACCUUCGUCAACUGAUAUCAGACCCCUUUUACCCGCAUUAACCAACACAGCCCCAGCCGCUUUAGCUGCGCAAAAGCAAGAGUAUGAAGAAAAAUUAAGUCAACUCACCGCUUCAAUGAACAGUUUAAGGGAAGAGCAUGAAUCUCAGGUCAAAGGUUUUGCCACCAACUUGGAAGAGCAAAGGAAAGCAUUUGAGACUCAGGUUAACGACUUAGCCGCCGCCUUGGAAAGUCAGAAAGAAGGUUAUGAAGCACAGUUGAAUGAUCUUUCCGCUGCCCUAUCAGAAGAAAAAAAAGCAUCCGUACAGAAAAUUAACGAAGCCAAUGCUGCUUUGACCGGUCAAAAGGAACGGUACGAUGCGCAGAUAGCUGAACUAAAUGCCAUUAUCGAAACUCAAAGGAAACAAUAUGAAGAGCAGCUUAAACAAUAUAAUACCCUGAUAACGACAAAACAAGAAUACGAAGUUGCAUUAAAGGAACGCGACUCGAUUGUAUCUAAGCUUCAAAAUGACAUUAGCAGCGUCGCCACGGAAAGGGGUAAACUAAGUCAAUUGGUGAAAGACCUAGAGGAGACGCUCAAAUCGAAAUCCACCUUGGAAAAAAAGGAAGACAAGGUUGGAAAAUUAGAGGACGAAAUUUCCAGCAUAAAGAAUCAACUUGCAGGACUGAAAUUCACUUCCUCAGUUAAUACCACGCAACUGUCUGAUCCGGGUCAUCGUUCUAUUUCGAGUGCUGCUGGCGAUACCUCCACCAUUCCAACAACAGCAACAGCCCGUAUACAACAUGUAUCCACAGUUCAACAACCUCCGUAUGGAUACCAACAGCCACCGCCACCACAACAACCAGUCUACACACAACCACAACAGCCACAACAGCCACAAGGCAAUUUUGUCGGAGGAUUUUGGAACCCAGACGAUGCACCCCCAGCUUACGAUGGUCCGAAGGAAGGGUAUAAUGAUGAUAAAAAAACGUCACCGACGUCUCCGAUACCGCCGGUCGCGCCGUAUAAUCUUAAAGAUGACGAACUAGCCUGA
Acaulospora colombiana is the source of this 1746-nucleotide messenger RNA. The record is from the annotation of a GenBank genome assembly. NCBI's taxonomy places the organism in Eukaryota, Fungi, Glomeromycota, Glomeromycetes, Diversisporales, Acaulosporaceae.